GAUACAUUACAUGUUUACAAUUUUAGGCAUUACUCAAAAAUUAUGUGGUGGGAAAGGAUGGAAUUUUGUUGUCGAAAUAUUUGAAGGAACGAACCUGCUGGGAUCGUCAACGAGAAUGAAGAUGCCCUUCUUAAGAAAGUACUUCGUAAAGAAGAAAGGAAAAGGAGGCAAAGAACGGCUACAAGGCAAAUACAAGAAGCGUGAAAACACAACUGAAAUUCUUGAGGGUACGUUGUCAAAUCCGCUUUUCCGAUGGGAAUGUAUCAUCAAGAAGUUUUAUCCUUCUUAUAGGGAAAGAUCGCUAAAUUAGGUUGUGUAGCAUUUGCAAGAUACGUCGCUGAUUUUCGGUUCGACAACUGUUUAUUCCAACCAUGUGUUUAUUUCGAUCGUACGUAUAAAGAAAACUGCCCGAGGCAAUUUGGACCAUUCAACUCUGAUUCGAGUGUAUCACAUACUCGAAAUUGUUGUUUCAGGAAAAUAUCUCUUCAUUCUAUUGUUUAUAUCAGAAGAUAGCGAUCUUGCUGCAGUGUUAUUUUAUAGAAGUCAAAUAUUUUCAAUUGAAGAAAUUAGUUUUCUCUAAAAAUGUGGUAAAACCAAACGCACUCUUUCCUAGUAACAUUUUUGUUUAGGAAUUGAUUAUCGCACGGCAUGCCUUAUUGAAUUCUUUGAAUAGCUUUUCUUUCAGCAUUGCAAGAGGUGCGAUAUAGAAACAAAAAACUAAGAUAGACAGUUAUGUACCGAAAGAAUGGUUUAAUUUUUAGUGCACGUUUCAGAGUCACUGCUAUAUAUAUUGGUUUGAUGAAUCAAUAUUUUUACACUAUAGUCAUUGUGUAAUUUCUAGGUCGGAAAAAUGACCAGAAAUAUUAUGAUAUUGCCUCUUAAUUUAAUCAAUAUAGUAUCAAUGUGUGGCCUUGAAGCAGUUGUUCAGACGUUUUUCUCAUGCUGUGGUGUCUGGCGAAAAAUUUCCCAAGAUCAUAAUUUGGAAGAAUUCUUUAUGUAGAAAUCCACUUGUAUUUUUUCGGAUUGAGUUAAUUUUUUUCAUUCUUUGAACUUGUCCCAUGUAGACAAGACCAUGUGGCAUUUUUCACUUACAUGCACAAGUAUUUUUUAUGUAUCCAACUUCUCAUAUAUUCACAUUUGCCCCAUCUUUCUAUUUUAUUUGUCAAGAACGCUUGAAGAGAUGUGCAUCAACACCUUGCUUCCAGUCAGUACUCUCAGAAACAGAUAUUUCAGAAUCCUUCAUCAUGGACUGUGCUAGCACUGAUAAUGCUGGCAUUGUAAUGGUUGCUCAUGACAGCAAUCCAAAUAGAACACACAGUUCUCACCUGCACCCUGAUUUACCAGAUGCUGGAGAAAGAUUGUCACAAUCCAGUUUUGAAAACAGUAGAAACAAUAAUAUGGGUGAUAUUUUAGAAGUAGUACAAAGACUACAGAUGACUGCAGAGUCAUGUCAGACUUGUACUACUAACAAAACACCCCCAGAGGCUACAAAAUCGGGAUACCGACACCCACCUCCAUAUCCUGAGCAAAUGGAACACUCUAUGAGCCCUUUGGAUAAGUAUCGACAUCCUCCUCCUUAUAGAGAGCCUGAGGACACCAUGUCAAAGUUUGAUGGAGCUAGUUUCUACUCCCACAGGGCAGGAAAAAUGGCUGGUGAUUACAGUGCAUUCUAUAAUCUUGAGGAAUCAAACUACAGACAUCCUCCAUCUUACAGCCAUUUCAGGGCACUCCCUGGGCCUUCAGGAGAUAGUGUUUCUCUGGACAGUAGAUUAGCUAAUGGACCUCCUAAGCUUAAAGUGGACAAGAAAGUCAUGAGUGAAUCAAAUUUGAGUCCUGGUGGUUACAGUUAUGCACAGAAUGCACCGAAGAAUGUUUCAAAUUUGUAUGGUAACAAAGGACUGUACAAUGCAUAUGGUGGAAAGCCAUUCUCAAAUGCUCAAGAUUCAAUCAGUUAUGAUCUGUCUUAUGGUGAGCCUUACAUGUCAGAAGCUGCAUCGCAAAGGUUUGGAUUCUAUACAAAUCAGGGUGCUGCAUCCACAAACAAUGGGUUUAGUGAAAAUGGAAGUGAGUUGUUUACUUAUGGAGAAAAUGGUUCUACAUUUUCUGGCAGAGGCCAGGGAAUCUAUACAUCACAGGCUGAAUCUGUGGCAAAACCACAAGGACCUGUCACCAUGCAGCAAGGGAGAUUUGGUGAGAAGUUCUUCCCCUCAGGCAACAUGAGUGACAAAAAGAAUUUAGGUGAGGAGAAAUGUUUUGGUUUGUAAUUUUGGAGAAGUUCAUUAGAAUAGAAUAGAAUGUAAAAGUUAAUUUAAUGUUGAAGACGUGGAAAGUGUUUGCACAAUCUUCCGAGCCAGAGACUCAUGUUAAAAAUGCUCAACAUUUAAAAAUGCUUAAUAGUGUCAGAGCCAUACCACCUUCUUAUGGGUACAGUAAGACCCCACAAACUUAAACCUGGUUGACUGAAACUCCUUGCACACUGGACAAAAUGCAAUUUCCCUGGGAUUUGACCCCAUUUUUUCGUUAUUUACUAUCAACUAACUCAAACUUGGUUUGCUUGAACUCCCUGUUUACUUUAACUAUUUUACUUUUCCUUGGCUCACAUUUACAUUUUGAUAGCUAGAUCUAUAAGUAAAAACAUCAGUCAAUAAAUGUCAAAGUCUCAGAACAUAGCUGAAUGACAGCUUUGAUUAAUUGACUAUGCAAAUAGUGCUUGCCUUAUCCAGUGCUUAAUUGAUUAGAAUAUGAUAAGAGUUUUGAAAACGUAAUGUAUUUAGCCUAACUUCCCAAACUAAAUGUUCUUAUCAAAAAGCUCUUAUAAAACAGACUUAAUGUUUGAAAAUGAUUGUUGAUUGUGCAAGAAUAGAAAAAAAACACAUUCCCUUAUUUAUUACUAUUAGGAUAAUUGAAAUUUAACACCAAUCCAAAUAAUUUGAAUUCCUGCUAAUUCAAACCAUUUUUCAAUUCCCUUGGGAGUUCCAGUCAGUGUGAUUCUUCUGUAUUGUUUGUUCUAAAUAUAUGAAAGAAAUUUGGUAAUUUUGAAAGAGGUUGUUGUCAUACAUACCUGGUCUUUUUAGUUGAUUAUUAGCUUUUAGUUGAUCGAGGUUCAUUCAAAUUGUGCCCAUUAAAUCUCACUUGAACGCUUUACACCUUAACAUCAAUAUGCAUAUUCUCUAUACUGUCCUUUAUACAUUUCCUUAGGUGUUGAUAAGGAGAAUUUGUUCAAUAAUCAAGAGCUUUUUUAAUUGGUGAUCAUUUCCUUUAUUCUCGUGACCUAAUUGUGUGAUUCAGGGGUGACAUCAAAGGGAGAAAUUAUGCUAGUCACUCUUAGGGGCCCAAAGGGUUAAGGGAAAAUUUACAAAAAGUGACUACCUCUUUUUGUUUUCUCUUGGUCGUUUUUGUUUUAUUGUUGUUGUUAUUAUUUUUUUUAAACAAUGUUUUUCUUCCUCUAGUGUUUAAUGGCAGUCAACUCAACGAAUUAGAUCUGUCUCUUCCUCCUGGGUUCCAAGUGUCAUGGACUCCAGAUGGGAGAAAAUAUUACAUAGAGUAAGUUAACAAAUACCAACUAACUUAGAAAAUUGUAACACCUUAAAAAAAUUGGGAUAUUUCAGGAGUGGAGAUAGUACAGUGGUGAGAGUGCUCAUCUCUCAUUUGGUUGGCCUGGGUUUGAUUCCCAGAUGGGUGCAACAACAUUUGGCAUUUGAAUAUGACUUGUAUGUUCUUGUCCUUGUUCUGGAAGUCUUUUUCCAGCUCCUCUAGUUUUCCUUCCCCCGCAAAAACCAACAUUACAAAUUCCAAUGGUACCUGUGGACAAGGAGAGCCAUUUUGUGGCAUGCUUACUGCCAAAUUCCCAUCACUAUUCCCAUUUUUUUAUUUCCAUCAUCUCAUUCCCAUUAUUUAAAGAAUUUUUAUUGUGUGACCAAUCACAUUGGAGAACAGGAUAUAUCAGCUAGCUACAAGACCAUAGUUAAAAAUUAUUUCAAUUGUUUCUCAUGAUUUAGUAAUUCUAGCUUGUUUUUCUUGAUGCAGUGACAUUCUAACUUUAUUGAUAGUCUCAACAGUUUUCUUUCUUUCAAAGACUUGUUUGUCUAGGUCAUUUAGCUUGAAUUCAUCAAGCUGUAUUUCAGUUUUUUUUUGUAAUAUGAAUGUUCAUGUGUCUUAGAGCAACUGAAGAAACAGUUGUAACAAUUCAUACUUCAAUGUUAUCAAAUCUCCAUUUCGUUUUAGUCACAACACAGAAACAACAGAUUGGUGUCACCCACUUGAGAAAGCAGGUACAGAAUUUUUUUGAAGAUAAGUUAAUGUUAUCAGCUGAGUUCUUAAAUUACAUGUGUAUAUGGACUAAACAUCAGCUUUGGAAUCUCUUUACAGUCGUCAAUUCACAUUAUCAACCCAGUUGUUAAAACCAUAUUAUCUUGUAAUAUCCACCCCCCCUCCCACACACUGACACAGACACACACACACAGACACAGCACCACAGUUUCUCUAUGAACUUAUCCCCUUCAUUUCUUUUUCAGUUAACCUAAUAGAACAUACAUAAAUUGCUCAACUUUGAUAGUAUUUGAUCUGUAAGCAUAGCAGUUAAUGUAUAACUGAAAAAAAAAGAGUAAUUUGAAAAUUUAUUUUCAGGUUUACCAGAUGGUUGGGAAAAAAUUGAAUCUCCUAACUUUGGAGUCUAUUACGUCAAGUAUGUAAAAGGAUAUUAAUUAUGAAUGAAUUGAAUGAUGUUUGAUUGAUUGCAAAUUCAGUGCUGACAGUAUUUAGCAAACUCAGCAACCACUACAGUGGUCCCUCAUUAUAUUUUUGAUUGAGAGCCUGAAACAGACUUAAAAGUUAUAGCAAACUGGAAACAUGCUUUAUGGCUCACUAUCCCACAGAAGAUUAACCCUUUACACCCUGACAUCAGUAUGCAUGUUCUCCAUACUCUUUUCUAUACAUUUCCGAAGGUGCUGGCAAGGAGAAUUUGUUUAACAAUCAAGAAGUUCUGUUUGUUGGUGAUCAUUUCCUUUAUUCUUGUAACCUUAAUAUGUGAUUGAGGGUUGAUGUUGUAAGGAGAAAUUAGAUGCUAGUCUCUAUGAGGGGUCAAAGGGUUUGUCUCAUUCAACAUGUCUAUCCUUUUACCUAGCCAUAACACAAAGAUAACACAGUAUGAACAUCCAGUGAAAACGCAGUUCAUCCAACACCAACAGCAGCAGGAGAGGAGAGUGUCAGAUGGAGGACGUCCAGAAUCACAAGCCAUUCCUGCACAGAAUCCCUUAGUGCCAGCAAAUCCAUAUAUUAGUGAAGGUAUACUGAUUGAAAGCUUGACAAAUAGGAUUACUUUUUAUAAGACAAAAAUUUCAGGCUUUGACAGAACUCUAACCCAUGCCAUCCUCCUCUUCCCGACCAGUACCUGGGAGGCAUGGGUUCUAAGAUUGUUUCUUCACAUGUAUAUCAUCUGCGAGUCUAAUUAUUAUUUAUUUCAUAACAUUGGUUUGCUUUGUUUUGUUUUAACCAGAAAUACCUGAAUGGCUGCAAAUUUAUGCAAAGGCUAGCCCAGAUUAUGACUGUUUUCUAAAGGUAAGAUUUAUAAUCAAUUUUUUUUAUUAUUCGCGUUUCUUCAGCAGCUGUGUGUUACGUGAUUUCUUCAAGACACCUUUCAAUUUUGCUUUGCAUGCUGUGCGUGCCUAUCUUUCACGUCGUAAAAUUUUGCACGAUUAACGUUCCUAUUAUUCACAUCUUAAAAUUUUUUUCCCCACGUGCUCUUUUUCAGUGGGAUUUGUUCCGUUACGCGGAGCUUGAUUGUUGGCAGACGAUGCUGAAACGAUUGUACAAAAAAGAAGUGGAACAGGUUGUGAUGAGGCACGAGGAGUACAGACAGGCCCUGCAGAGAGAGUAUGAACGUAAGCAGAAGAUUGAAGAGGACAAAAGAUUGAGCGAUCAAGCUCUGGCGGAUCUGGAUGAGUUAGAUAAAGAACUUGCCAAGUACUGAGAGAACCAAACAUUUUUUUCCCUCUCCGUAACGGGCGUCAGGCGCGGGAAAACACCAGUGACUAAGUGGUGGUCAAGGUUGCGGUUGCAUCAUGUCACUUGAAAAUGUGGAACAUUGACGCUCAACCAAAGCAAGGCUUACAUCGGAUUGGUUGAUUAGGUGGUGUAGUUCUCCAUCAAGCCAAUCACAGUAAAGCAAACUGUGGCGAUUGCGCAUUAGUAAUCUUCUAACAUCACCUGAAAAUAAUAAUAACAUCUCAAGAAACGGCACGGAUCAUACUGAUACGUAAUUCCGAUUUUCAAAGGUAAAAUCAUGUCAGGAAUAUUCAUAUGACUAGAGUGGUCGCUAAACAUCACAACCACAAAUGUUUAACUGUCACAUAUAUGCACAGUGUAACAGUAAUGUUAUAAGAAAUUAAAAGCAAAUAUACUAAAUUUAUAUUCAGUAUUUUUCCUAGACUAUAAAGUCAUUAGCAUUUAUGAAUGAGUAAAACACAAAAAGGAGAGAGGUCCUUAAUUAGUUUACCUCGCCUCAAUUUUGUAAUGUAUUGUAAUAAACCGUACUGUGACCUCCAAUAUAUUUAAGAAAUUAAAGUUAAUGGAUUUGUAGAGCUCAUUUCCUGGUUUAUGUUGAAUUUAUUAAAAAAAAGUUUUUUAU
This is a messenger RNA of Pocillopora meandrina, 6625 nucleotides long. Lineage: Eukaryota; Metazoa; Cnidaria; Anthozoa; Scleractinia; Pocilloporidae. The record is from the annotation of a GenBank genome assembly.